CAGUCCGAAUCCAUGUUUCUUAUCGGUGUAGGAAAUUUGUUAACAACAACCGGUUGCGGUUCUUUUAGAAACUUCAGUCAUUUAUUAAAGGAAUACUCUGGUUUUUACGCGUUUAUUAAUGUAUAUUAAUGUGUUAUUACUUGUUUUAGCACAAUAAGUCUUAGAUAUGUGUAAUAACAUUUAAAAACAAGGAAAAGCUCCGCUCUACAUUCAUCAAAGGUUCGGCGAUGAAUCCCAGAGCGGACCCAGCUGACGACUUCCUCCUCCAGGAGCCCUGGCUUCCUGCCUGCAUCGACGGCUGCCAGCUGCUGGCCAAGAGCUGGUUCAGCGAUGCAGAGUACUGCGUCCUGCUGACCGACAUGCAGGGCGUGUGGGAGGAGCGGAUGGAUACAGCGGCCAUCGAGCGCCGGGCGCAGGAGCUGAACCGGCGUCUGCGCGCCGCCGUCCAGGCCUUCUUCUCCCAUCUGCGUGAGGCGGCUGAGCCCUGGCUGUCGGGGGGAGGCGGCGGCGAGGCCCAGAUGUGUGUGUGGCGGCGUGACGGGGUCGUGACCUUGAAGCUGAAGAGCGAGCUGGCUGGCCUGCCGUUCCACUGGGAGUUCCGCUGCAGCCCCGCUCCCGUCGCUCUGGUGUGCGCUCAGCUGGUGCGCCCCCUGCUGGCCAUGAGCCGCCUGCUGCACAGGCAGCUGGAGGAGCAGGGAGAGCUGCUGGCCAGGAAGGACCAGGAGAUCCAGGACUACCGGGAGAACGGAGCCACGCUCAGCAGAGAGCGCCUGCAGACGGACGUUUUCAACAAACAGCUCUACACAGAGGACUUCAUUCAGAAGAACCUUCCUCUGCUGCGGUCGGAUCCGUCCGACGCUCCGGGAUUCAACGCCGACCUGCAGCGGCUCUACGCCGCCGUCGCCGCACCGCACAAACGCAGACGACCGCAGGAGACCCACGGCGACCCAGACCGGACAGAACCACCAGAACCACCAGCACAGACUACAGUGAUUGGACCCGGCGGAGGCGACCCAGAGAACCAGAACCCCAGCGGCCAGGUUGGACCCGACGGUGCGGCGCAGGCUGCGGCCGUCGGAGCGACUCGCCCUGCGGAGCGACAGUCCUCCAGACCAAAGAAGAAGAAAGUGGGCCUGUUCCGAUGACAGACAGGAAGUGACUCGGUUGCAGCGUCUGAUUGGCUCAGAGUUUUAAGCUUUUAAAGUUUUAUCUUUGUGUCAAUAAAGUUUACAUCAUCA
Xiphophorus couchianus (Monterrey platyfish) is the source of this 1238-nucleotide messenger RNA. RefSeq names its product nonhomologous end-joining factor 1 (gene nhej1). The record is from RefSeq and is a predicted model, not a curated record. Gene Ontology annotation, molecular function: DNA end binding. Gene Ontology annotation, biological process: double-strand break repair via nonhomologous end joining. The transcript has 8 exons. The coding region runs from base 228 to 1145 and encodes 305 amino acids. Gene Ontology annotation, cellular component: nucleus; DNA ligase IV complex. NCBI's taxonomy places the organism in Eukaryota, Metazoa, Chordata, Actinopteri, Cyprinodontiformes, Poeciliidae.